CAAAAGGAGUUAUUUGUCUCAGCUUCUCAUGUGGACCCCCUUACCUAUCAAAGCACCUCAGACAUGCAGGAGGAAGAAACAUACACCUCUCUUCAGUGGGAUAAUCCAACACCAAACCCUUACCAGAAACAUCUGUCUUCCACCAAAAAUUCAGGAACAUGGUGUCUUGUGACGGUGGUUUUAUGUAUCUUCUGCAUAGGCUCAUUAGCAACCUCCAUUUUCUUGGGUGUCAAGUUGUUCCAGGUGUCCACUACUGCAAUGAAGCAGCAAGAAAAACUCAUCCAACAGGACAGAGUACUGCUCAAUUUCACACAGUGGAAGAGAAACCAUGACCUGCAGAUGAAAUAUUGCCAAAUGUUGAUGCAGACGUCUUUCAGUUCAGCCCAUAACUGCAGCCCUUGUCCAGACAACUGGAUUCGCAAUGGAGAAAGUUGUUACCGUGUCUUUGAAAGCUGGACAAUUUGGCACACCAGUAGAGAGGAUUGUUUGAAGGAGGGAUCUAAGCUUCUACAAAUAGACAGCAAAGAAGAAAUGGACUUUAUCACUGGCAGCCUGAGGAAGAUCAAAAGAAACUAUGAUUACUGGGUGGGACUGUCUCAGGAUGGGUCCAGCCAACCUUGGCUUUGGCGAGACGGCUCCUCUCCUUCCCCUGAUCUGUCACCAAUACAGGGACCCCAAUCAACUAACCAGGUCUGUGGAUACCUCAGAAACAACGGCCUUUCUUCCGCUAACUGCAGCACUUGGAAAUAUUUCAUCUGUGAGAAAUACGCGUUAAGAUCUUCUACCUGAAAGAAAGUUUGCUUGAAGUGAUUGCUCCAUUAUGGUAAUACCUGCAACAGAUCAUUGGAAAACCUGUAACAAUGAGUUUAAGAGUCAGCGCAGAAGUAAACCAGUGCAAGGGUUGUGAAACCAGCUACCCGAGACACAAAACCUAUCUUGCAUUUACACUUGGUAAUAUUCCUCAACAUUUUCCAGAUGUCCCUUUGACAUUGUUCAAGUUAAUUACCGAGAAUAAAAUUGGUUUAGAGCAACAGAGGACAAAACCCUAAAGAGUGGAAAACAAGCUGAAGAAAAAUCAUUUCUAUUUGUCAUUUUUUUUCUUCCUCUCUCUCUCUCUUUUUAAUUUAGAGUGACUGUGAACUCGACAGAAAAAUCUAUAAGUCACUGGGGAGAUGAUGCAGUUUUAGCUGACUGAUACUGUUUUUAAUAAAUGAAUAAAUGUGACCUUUUAAACUCACUGUUUGCCAGAUCUUUCUGUGCAUUUGCUGGGUUUCCAGGCAUUAUGUUAUUGGACCAGUAGGAUGGGAGGACAGAGAUAUGGAUUUUCAAAUUGGAAGGAAGACAGGCUGCUAUCUGCUGCCUGUAAGACAAUACCAUUUUUAGGACUGCAGAAUUCUGCUGGAGAGACGAACAACCAGAGCUACACGUAAGCGGAAGGAAUAGUCAGGCUGCCAAUAUCAGCGUGUCUCCAGUAAAGAAGGGCUGCGAGCUUCCUUCCUGCCUCUCACUGACCAUCCCCACCACUCGCAAAUCAAAAGACUCAUGAUCUGGAUCCUCAAGGUUAAUACUCCAGCACUUUUAACUACAUCUCUCUGUGCCUCAAUGUCCUCCUUGAAAAGCAAUAAUAGAACUUGCUUCAGGGCUUCCCUGGUGGCGCGGUGGUUGAGAGUCCGCCUGCCGAUGCAAGGGACGCGUGUUCGUGCUCCCGGUCCGGGAAGAUCCCACAUGCCGCGGAGCGG
Molecule: messenger RNA, 1739 nt
Organism: Delphinapterus leucas (beluga whale)
Lineage: Eukaryota; Metazoa; Chordata; Mammalia; Artiodactyla; Monodontidae
Gene: CLEC9A
Product: C-type lectin domain containing 9A
Biological process (GO): receptor-mediated endocytosis
Cellular component (GO): cell surface; membrane
Source: RefSeq, a predicted model, not a curated record